Drosophila biarmipes is the source of this 1425-nucleotide messenger RNA. RefSeq names its product angio-associated migratory cell protein. Gene Ontology annotation, molecular function: protein binding. Bases 85 to 1368 code for a protein of 427 amino acids. The transcript has 3 exons. The record is from RefSeq and is a predicted model, not a curated record. Lineage: Eukaryota; Metazoa; Arthropoda; Insecta; Diptera; Drosophilidae.
UGUCCCAUCCCUAUUAGCACGUGUGACGCUCAAUUGUUGUUCUUAGCCAAUUUUCCCUAAUUCCGGACGAAAGAAACCCCCAGGAUGCGGGACAACACGCCGCCUCACCGGCCGGACUUCGACAAUGGCGAUGAUGAACUGCAGGAGAUAAUUGAGCUGGAGGACCAGCCGCUCGAAGAGGAUGACGACGACUUGGAGGAGGUGACUCUGGAGCAGCUGGAGGCGCGACUUGCCAUGGCCGGUGGCGACGAUGAUGAUGAAGACGAGUUGGAUGAAGAGGAACUGCGCGACCGGGAGCGGAUAGCCAACAUCAGGGACGAGGCGGAGGUCACGUUCAAGAAGCACACGGCUCCUGUUUUCGCCUGCAGUCUGCACCCCUCCUACAAUUGGGCUGUGACGGGCAGCGAGGACGACAAGGCCUACGUUUGGGAGACCUCCACGGGCGACGUCCUCUACGAGAUCACUGAACACAAGGACACCGUCACGGAAGCGCAUUUUAGCCAUGAUGGCGUCUACUUAGCCACCGGUGACCUGUCCGGCGAACUGUUCGCCUUCAAGGUCAGCGAAGAGCGCGAGGAGCGUCCGGUCCUGACUAAGGUCUGGGAUUACUCCAUGAGCGACAUGACCUGGCUCUUCUGGCACCGGGCUGCCCACAUCCUCCUGGCGGGCAGUGAUAGUGGAGAGGUCUUUGUGUGGCGCAUACCCAGCGGCGAUUGUAAGAUCCUGCCAGGCCAGUCGUCGCGCUGCGAGUCUGGAGAGCUCAGUGGUGAUGGCAAGAAGCUGUUCACCGCCUACAUGAACGGAUCCGUGAAACUGUGGGAUCUGAAGAGCUGCCAGGUGCUCAUGGAGGUCAACGAGCAGCAUCCCAUGGGAUUCGGCGAGAUCACGCACGCAGUGGUGGCCUGCGAGAGGGAGUCGCCCUUCUACGUCUGCGCUGAGGGGUCAGGCAAAAUGCUGUUCUGCACCAACAACGGACCCGUUAACACGGUUCAGUCGGAACACGGCAUUGAAUGCUUGGCUUUUGCUCCUUCUUCUGCCGAUCUCAAGCUCUUUGCCUGCGGCUCGCUGGACGGCCGAAUAUCCAUCUGGGACUAUGCGAAAUCCUCGCUACGAACGAUAUGCGAGAAUCCAGUGCCCAACGAUGGUGUCAUAAGGAUCAAGUGGCUCAACGACAACACAAUACUGGCGGCCACGUCGCAGGGCAAUCUGAAUGCAUUCGACGCUCGCACGGGAUCGCUAAAAUUCACGCUGACGGGACACCAUUAUCACAUUUACGAGUUUGUCUAUAAGGCGCCGGAAAACCUGCUGCUGACUGUUUCCGAGGACAACACGGCCAAGAUCUUCAAGGUGCCGGCGCUGGGCGAUUAGUUAGAAUUUAGAAAUGUUGUGCUGUUUAUGUAAAUAGUAAAUACAUAUGAAAAAUUA